AUGGCUCUUCCCCACCCCGAAUGCUGCCCGUCCGUCAGCAGUGAGUUUGAUUUGUGGACCUUACCCCCGACCGACACCAGCGUUCGAGAAGGCCGCUGGGAUGCUUACAGCCCCAUCGCCAGCCUGAGUGAUGUGGGACCUGUAGAAUUUGUCAUCACCAACGCUGACGCAGACACUUACUUGGACUUGGCCAACACCAUGCUGUACGUGAAGGCAAAAAUCCUCAACGGGGACGGGACUGUUGUGGCGGCUGACAAGAAGGUGGCUCCGACUAACCUGUGGAUACAAUCCAUGUGGCGACAGGUAGACCUCUCCCUGAACGAUAAACUCAUCACGCCGUCCACCAACAUGUACCCAUACCGGGGUUACUUGGAGACAUUGUUGUCUUACGGUAAAGAGGCUAAAAAGAGCCAGCUGUCUGCUGCCUUGUGGUAUGCGGACACCCCAGGAAAGUUUGACACGAUGACUGACACCAACGCCGGGUUUGUCGAUCGGCUGAACUGCACGGCUGAAAGUCGGUCGGUUGACAUGCUGGGUCGCCUGCAUUGUGACAUGUUCCUGCAACACCGACACCUGCUCAACAACGUCACUGUCCGCAUCCGUCUCACCCCGGCUAAGGAUUCGUUUGCUUUGAUGUCCGAUGAAGCCGCUCCCGGCUACAAGACUCGCUUGGAGGAGGUCUUGAUCUUUGUGCGCAAAGUGAAAAUCACCAGCGGUGUGCAACUGGGGCAUUUGAAAGCCUUGGCCAAAGCUCCUGCCAAGUACCCAAUCCGCCGCGUGCUGACCAAGUAUUUCUCUGUCCCCAGAGGUCACACCCUCAUCAAUGAACAAAACCUAUUUCUGGGCAGCUUACCGACACGUUUAGUGGUGGGGUGUGUGAGCAACAAGGCUUUUGACGGGGACUACACUAAAAACCCGUUUCGUUUCCGGCACUACUACACAAACUUCGUCGCCUUGUACGUUGGCGGUCGUCAGAUUCCAACCAAGCCCCUGACACCCGACUUUGAGAACGAGAAUUUCAUCCGCACGUACAUGAACCUCUUUACUCACACGGGGAAAGCGUUCCACGACGAGGGAAACAAUACCAAGCGCACCACAUUCGCCGAAGUUGAACAGCCCAAAACAACAAACAACAACAUGGACACGGUACAAUUGCGACGUGUGCUACAAACAGACGUGUUUACCCGGGCUGUGGUGGGGGGAGGGGGUGGUGUCUACCCUCGGGAUCAUCUCCCCUCACUCCCCCUCAAGCCCCUCACACCCCCUCAAGCCCCUCACACCCCUCACGCCCCUCAUACCCCACCCCUAGGACGCCCUGGACCCCCUGGGCCUGCAUCAUUAACACAGACACGUGCCUUCGCCCAGGACGACAUUGGGUCGCCGUCUUCAUAG
Liolophura sinensis is the source of this 1392-nucleotide messenger RNA. RefSeq lists its product as uncharacterized. Bases 1 to 1392 code for a protein of 463 amino acids. The record is from RefSeq and is a predicted model, not a curated record. Gene Ontology annotation, cellular component: cytosol. The transcript is spliced from 2 exons. Gene Ontology annotation, molecular function: ribonucleoside-diphosphate reductase activity, thioredoxin disulfide as acceptor. Lineage: Eukaryota; Metazoa; Mollusca; Polyplacophora; Chitonida; Chitonidae. Gene Ontology annotation, biological process: deoxyribonucleotide biosynthetic process.